UAAAAAUUUUGAAGUUUAUUAAUCAACUAACAAAAAAAAUUGACAAUACGUCUGUCAAAAUAUUGGCGCAAACUACUUAGCCAAAUUAUUAACACAAAAAAUAUAAACAAAAAAUUGUUACUGGUAAAAAAUAAAUUAAUAAAGUAGGCCAGAAGACAAAGUGAAAAUAAAAAAGUUCUUUGAAAAAAAAUACUGACAAUCGAUACAGCGCAAAGCAAAUCACAGCAAGCGCGGUGAAGUAGGCGUCGUUAAAAGACAGACAGACGGAAAAAUAUAUAAAAUAAUUUUGAAGAGGAACAAAAACGAAAACAUUUCACAUCUCCCGUCGUCACUAAAAAGAUGUAUAUUGUACAUCGUCAACGUUUGCAAAAACUAUAAAUUAUUUUAUCAGAAACCAAUUAACGAUAAAUGGAGACAUUCUAUAAGAAAGGAACUUGUAUAAAAGGAAACACAAAUAGAUUGUUCUAAAAAAAAUAUUUUUGUGCGUGAUUUCCAUUUCCACUCACUGCCACCGUUGGUGAAUUUUGAAGAAUUUAGCUAAAUGUUAACUGUAUUAUUUGACCAUUGAACAUAUUAAAAUACGUGUACGCCAGGGUAAAAUCAAUAUUACUAUAUAAAAUGUUAUCGCCCGACACUUUACAUCACCAGGAAGAGGUUAACUCUGCUCUGGACCGACAGAUACGCCAGGAUAUUCAAGAUAUGGCCCAAGAAGCUCAAAUUCAAGCACAAAUUAUAGCACACGAAGCACGGGACCGAUUUCAGUCCACCUCCAGUGUCGACGAUGAUGCACAUGAAGAUAUUGAACAUGACGGCGUUACUGUACUGGGCGUUGUGGAGGAAGACGAUCACCAUGAAACUAUAGUAGAAGAAGAUAUAUCUGAACAUGAUAUGUCCGAUAUGCAUGAUGUCAAGGAUUACAAAGAUAUGGUUAUGGAUUCGCAGGAUGGAGGUCUGCCAAGAAAAAGAAGAGGCAACCUUCCGAAACAUUCUGUGAAAAUACUCAAGCGUUGGUUGUAUGAACAUCGUUAUAAUGCCUAUCCUAGUGAUGCCGAAAAAUUUACCUUAUCGCAGGAAGCGAAUUUGACAGUGCUCCAGGUAUGCAAUUGGUUCAUUAAUGCUCGCCGCCGAAUACUGCCAGAAAUGAUUAGACGUGAAGGUCAAGAUCCAUUGCACUUUACAAUAUCGCGUAGAGGUAAGAAACUAAACUCGUCAAUGAAUUCUACGGGUAGUUUGAAUAACUCGGGAAAUGCACCAAAUCCUAUUACUGGUAGUCCGGCUUCAGAAGUAAUUGUAGGAGCCACCGAAGAGGUAGAAGGUGAAGAGGUACAUGAUGGAGUUGCCAACGUACUGACAGCUCUGGGACACUUUGUGCAAACGCCGGGUGGCCAAAUGGUUAAGGUAGAACCCGAUAUGGAAUAUGAUGACAGUGUUAUUUACAGAUCUGAAGAUGAUAGUGUGAAUGAGUACGACACUUGUGAGGCCCAAAGCGAGGAAGAAAGUGGUGGUAAAUUUGAAAGUUCUGAUGCAUGGCAAUCGGUAAUGAAUACCGAGGAAGUGACGACCACCAGUCCUACUGCUACAAAUAAUACAUAUUGGACAUCGGCGCCGCAUCCCCAUUUGUCACAUCUGCCCCAACAAACCUCAAACGAAAGCACUCUAACUACACAAGCGGCAGGUAACACAGGAAUUGCUGCUGUCUCCCAUCAAUCUGCCAAUAUUGUUUUAUCCACUGGCGAAGUGGUUACCGAGACGGCAUGUGUUGGAGCUGAAGCCACUGUUGUCACUUCACAUACUCCUGGUUCGGGAGGACAAUUAAUGGCUGCCAAGCAUAAUAACAACAGCUUGCUUAGCAAUAUUAAUACACUUCCCAAUAACAACAAUAAUACAAUUACCUCUAGUGUACAAAUCAUACCACCUAGCACAACAUUAGUAAAAGCUAUCGCAAAAGAUAAAUUCAAAUGCUUGUAUCUGUUGGUCGAGACGGCGGUGGCAGUGCGCCAACGUGAAAAAGAACAGGAUGAAGACAUUCAUGUCUUGGGCAAUUGAGUCAUAACGAAUUCCCCUAUUAACCUCAUCACCACAUUCAUUCAUAUCCAAACAACAGCAUCAAAUCUCUAAGAUUUUACGGAAUUUUUAAUUCUUUUACAAUAUUUUUUGUUAUUUUUUGUAUCCAUUAAAAUGAUUUCUACUAUAGUUUUAAAUGUAUGAAAGGAAUAUAUUUCCAUUUCGUUUCAAUAUUUUAAUUUAUAAUCGUAGUAAUGUUUUAAACAAGUUGUUUUUAAAGAAGAUUUCAAGAUCUCUUUCGUCUUCGUUUUACUUCCAUUUAUUAUCAUCAUACUAAACAGUUUAAAAACGAUUUUUAACUUUUUUUAUAUUCUUAGAUGUUUUAAAUAUUUUCAUUUCCACAUUUUAUAAAUAAAUAAAAAACGAAACUUUAAUCGAGUUUAUAAAUUAAAUAGAAAUAUUUAUCAAGGUGUUUUCAAAAUCCGCGAGUAUUUGAAAAUUUUAAUAAAAAAAAUGUGUACAAUAUUAUAAUUAAAUCUUAGUAAUCACUUAAAAUUAGAAUUAACUUACAAAUAACAAUGAAAUUAGGCAAGUAUUUUUGUAUAUAAUAAUUAAAUGCAGCCAAAUAAAGAAACGACUUUUUAUGGUUUAAAAAAAA
Messenger RNA from Calliphora vicina (urban bluebottle blowfly), 2662 nucleotides. RefSeq lists its product as uncharacterized. Gene Ontology annotation, biological process: regulation of transcription by RNA polymerase II. The record is from RefSeq and is a predicted model, not a curated record. Lineage: Eukaryota; Metazoa; Arthropoda; Insecta; Diptera; Calliphoridae. The coding region runs from base 619 to 2046 and encodes 475 amino acids. Gene Ontology annotation, molecular function: RNA polymerase II cis-regulatory region sequence-specific DNA binding. The transcript has 8 exons.